Messenger RNA from Cyprinus carpio (common carp), 1248 nucleotides. It is a transcript of the gene syf2, whose product is annotated as SYF2 pre-mRNA-splicing factor. The record is from RefSeq and is a predicted model, not a curated record. NCBI's taxonomy places the organism in Eukaryota, Metazoa, Chordata, Actinopteri, Cypriniformes, Cyprinidae. Gene Ontology annotation, cellular component: post-mRNA release spliceosomal complex; catalytic step 2 spliceosome; Prp19 complex.
CAGGAAACUCUUAAGAAAGCGGAACUACAUAUAAGCUCAUUAGAUCUCAGUCGAGCUGAAAUGCGUGACGUACUUCCUCUUUGAAAGAAGCGAUGGCGUCUAGCGCAGAGGUUGUUGCUCCCAGCAAUGAGGAGGAAACCACAGAUACUCCAGCAGCUCAGAAGAGAGAAGAGAGACUCAGAAAGUUCAGAGAGCUUCAUUUCAAGAGGAAUGAGGCCCGUAAGCUGAAUCAUCAGGAGGUGGUGGAGGAGGACAAGAGACUAAAGCUGCCGUCAAACUGGGAGGCCAAGAAAGCCCGUCUGGAGUACGAGCUCAUUGUGGACCAGAAGAAGAAGGAAUGUGCAGAGCGUGGCGAAGACUACAACCGAGUAAAGCUCCUGGAGAUCAGCGCUGAAGAUGCAGAGAGAUGGGAGAGGAAGAAAAAGAAGAAAAACCCAGAUCCAGGAUUCUCAGGCUACGCUGAGGCCCAGCUGAGACAGUACCAGAGACUGACGAAGCAGAUCAAGCCGGAUAUGGAGAACUAUGAGAGACAGAGAGAGGAGUGUGGAGAAGAUUUCCACCCCACCUCCAACAGUCUGAUUCACGGCACUCACGUCCCGUCGAAAGAGAGCGUCGACCGCAUGGUGGACGACGUGGAGAAACAGAUUGAAAAGCGCUCGAAGUACAGUCGCCGCAGGGCCUACAACGACGAUGCUGACAUCGAUUAUAUCAACGAGAGAAAUGCUAAAUUCAACAAGAAGGCUGAACGUUUCUACGGCAAAUACACCGCGGAGAUCAAACAGAACCUGGAGAGAGGAACAGCCGUGUAACUAUGGAGACUGUUACUAUGGUUUCCACCCCUCCAUCUGCCAAGCAGCCAGAAAUCGUGCAGAUAUUUUUAAGAAAUGCUGUUUUGAGGUUCUUCUACUCUAUGGUGGUCUUGUGAAUUAUUAUUAUUAUUUUUUUUUUUUUUUUUUUUAACAAAUGUAAUCUUUUUUUCGUACAUCCAUAUUCUCUUAGUAAGUUUUACUUCUGGCAAAAAUAUUAACCUACCGUGUCAUUGGUUUGCUUUAGUGUAAAUUCAUUCCUUUCUGCAUCAGUUGACAUUUACUUCAAUAAAAAAAAAAAAAAAAAAAAAAAAACGAUGAAACCGUUCAAGGUCCUUUAUGAUGUAUAAGCGAGUUUAUGCCACAACAUUGGUGAAUUGUUGAUUAUGGUUGAUAAACAGAUGUGACUGGAAAGUGUUUUAUUGUUUUUCAACGCAAAUUU